AUGAACGCCCUGGGUCUCAGUCUUCUUUUUUUACUCCUCUGGCCGGACCCUGCAGAGGCUCAGUUUCCUCGAGUGUGCUGCACAGUGGAGGGGAUCCUGUCCAAGCAGUGCUGCCCUGCUCUGGGCUCAGAUCCUGCCAAUGUGUGUGGCUCUCUGUCGGGGAGAGGAAGCUGCUCUGCAGUUCAAGUCGACAACAAACCCUGGGGAGGACCGUACAGACUGAGAAAUGUUGAUGACAGGGAGAGGUGGCCAACCAAGUUCUUCAAUCAGACUUGCAGGUGUACUGGUAACUUUGCAGGUUACGACUGUGGCCAGUGUAAAUUUGGCUGGACUGGACCUAGCUGUGACCAGAGGAAAACCCCUGUGGUGCGGAAGAACAUCCACUCCCUUACCCCCGAAGAGCUCCAGGAGUUCCUCAAUGCUCUGGAACUGGCUAAGACCACCAUCCACCCAGACUAUGUUAUUGCCACCCAGCACUGGCUAGGACUCCUGGGACCAAAUGGAACCGAGCCACAGAUUGCCAACAUCUCCAUCUACGACUUCUUUGUGUGGCAACAUUACUACUCAGUCCGAGACACUCUUCUCGGUCCGGGUCGCCCAUUCAAAGCCAUUGAUUUCUCACACAAAGGUCCAGCAUUCAUUACCUGGCACAGGUAUCACCUUCUGAGCCUCGAGAGAGAGCUACAGCAACUGACUGGCAAUGAGAACUUUGCGAUCCCUUACUGGAACUUUGCCACAGGGCAGAGUGAGUGUGAUGUGUGUACUGACUCCCUGCUUGGGGCCCGAAACCCAGACAACCCCUCUCUCAUCAGUAACCAGUCCAGAUUCUCCAGAUGGGGGGUGGUGUGUAACAGUUUGGAUGACUACAAUCGCCUGGUGACUCUUUGUAACGGCACCAAUGAGGGUUUCAUUCAGAGAGGGAUAAUGGAGCAAAGUAACAUGUCUCUGCCCACCAUGAACGAUGUCAGAAGCUGUCUUGGAAUCAGGGACUUUGACAGCCCUCCCUAUUUCACCAACUCUUCCUUUAGUUUUAGAAAUGCUCUUGAAGGGUACGAAAAACCAGAUGGAGAACUGGAUGAAUCAGUCAACAACCUUCACAACCUUGUCCACUCCUUGCUCAAUGGAACCAGCUCUCUGUCCCACUCUGCAGCCAACGACCCCAUCUUUCUGGUGCUCCACGCUUUCACUGAUGCCAUUUUUGACGAGUGGAUGAGGAGGUUUGUUCCAUCCAACACCACCUUCCCAGAUGAGAUGGCCCCCAUUGGUCACAACAGGGAGUACAACAUGGUUCCCUUUUUCCCUCCGAUCACUAAUGAUGAGAUCUAUAUCACAUCUGAACAACUGGGAUAUUCCUACGCCAUUGCCCUAGAUGCAGCCGGAGGGCCAUCUGUGUUUGUGCUGGGCUCCACUCUGGGGGGAGUCUUCAUUGGUCUCCUGGUGCUUCUCCUUAUCUUUGUGCUCUACCUGCGUCAACGAAGAAACAGUGGGUUUGAACCUCUGAUAAAAGCAGACUUCACAAAUAGAAAGUACACAGAGGAAGCCUAG
Molecule: messenger RNA, 1545 nt
Organism: Xiphias gladius (swordfish)
Lineage: Eukaryota; Metazoa; Chordata; Actinopteri; Istiophoriformes; Xiphiidae
Gene: dct
Product: dopachrome tautomerase
Exons: 8
Coding region: 1-1545 (514 amino acids)
Biological process (GO): developmental pigmentation; positive regulation of neuroblast proliferation; melanin biosynthetic process from tyrosine
Cellular component (GO): melanosome
Molecular function (GO): dopachrome isomerase activity; oxidoreductase activity
Source: RefSeq, a predicted model, not a curated record